Messenger RNA from Spizellomyces punctatus DAOM BR117, 1166 nucleotides. RefSeq lists its product as uncharacterized. Lineage: Eukaryota; Fungi; Chytridiomycota; Chytridiomycetes; Spizellomycetales; Spizellomycetaceae. The record is from RefSeq and is a predicted model, not a curated record. The transcript is spliced from 2 exons. The coding region runs from base 112 to 690 and encodes 192 amino acids.
GAGCAACUUAUUAGCGGGACAAACGGUGAUCGGCGGCAUUUCUGCUUCCUUCUAAACGCUGUUAACGUCAGAUUUUAGAGUAGUUCUUCGCCAAACACUAGGCUCUGAAAAAUGGCAAACGUUCCGCCAAACUCGGCUCUUCUUUUGAUUGAUGUUCAACAGGGUUUCGAUCAGAUUAGUCACUGGGGAAUACAGCGCAACAACCCACAUGCUGAAGAGAAUAUGUCACGACUGCUCUCAGCGUGGCGGGCCACGUCCCGUCCAGUACUUCACGUUCAGCAUACCUCCACUUCCCCGACGUCUCCACUUCGCCCGUUUCAAUCCGGGUGUGCUAUCAAACCAGUGGUUGCGCCAUUGCCGGGCGAGUUACUUUUGACCAAGACGGUCAAUUCAGCAUUCAUUGGUACAGAUCUAGAAAAAAAGCUAAGGGAGGAUCUAAGGACAAACCAUGUGGUCAUUGUCGGGCUGACUACCGACCACUGCGUCUCUACGACCACCCGAAUGGCUGGAAAUCUUGGGUUUGAAGUAUUGCUGGUAGAGGAUGCCACUGCUACGUUUGACAGGGUAGGGCCAUCUGGAAAGAGGCACGACGCAGAGCUUGUACACGAAUUAGCGCUCGCAAGUUUAAUCGGCGAGUUUGCCAGCAUCGUUUCCACCGACGCAGUUUUGCGUACCAUCGGUGCAGGCUGAAGUCUGGUAGAGCAUUGAUAUGCUCGGGAAUAGAAGAUAAGGUUUGCCGACCUACCUCCCAAAAUGUGCAACAUGCUAUAGAUCUGCGAAUCAGUCUAUUUUGGAUGGUGAAGCUAUGUCCGCUUGAUAUAGCCUGUAUCAUACCUCCUUUGCAUGGCCACCCGAGCCAUCAGAAACCCCCUGCACCUUACCAAGUAGAACAUCGUAAGUUGCUUUCCUCAGCGAAGAAACCGUACAUCUUAGGACCAAGCAGACUGAUACCGACACGAUUUGCUACGGACGUGCUUCCUGGUACCUCAAAAAUGCUUCUUUAAAGCACGUUAUACACAGCCAACCUUUCAGCACUUUGAAACCAAAGAUGAGGAAUGAAUUUUUCUUGUAAAUUAUCCGACACUACAUUGUAGUCCCUAUUCUCCCAGAUAGAAUUGGAACACGUAAAAGUCCAGUACGAUAGUGCUUCUUUUCUAGAAACCAAC